Messenger RNA from Saccoglossus kowalevskii, 722 nucleotides. RefSeq lists its product as uncharacterized. The record is from RefSeq and is a predicted model, not a curated record. NCBI's taxonomy places the organism in Eukaryota, Metazoa, Hemichordata, Enteropneusta, Harrimaniidae.
GUGCAGCAGGUGGCUAUGAUGGGCAGCAGUACCUUAAAAAUCGCGGAAAAGGAGCAACCAUUCGAGGAACGUUUCAUUUAACCAAAGGAACCGAGUUGCACAUUUUGGUAGGACAGGAAAGUUUGAAUGGUGAGAGCAACCUAUCAAGUGGCGGCGGCGGCGGUACAUUUGUCACGCUAGAAGACGACACUGCUCUCGUUAUCGCCGGUGGUGGCGGAGGUACUUUCUGGAUGUCAUCGCGGUCGGACUUGUGCGACGGCAGCAAAUCCACGACUGGUAACCCUGGAGGAGGGCGUGGUUUCCCCGGUGGAGAAAAUGGGAACGGCGCCCCCUUGGUUGAUUAUAAAUAUUCUGGAGGUGGCGGGGGAGGUUUGUUGACGAGAGGGGGCGGGUGGCGUAAUAACGACGGUAAGCACGGUGGACACGCUUUCAUCCAAGGAGGAUUAGGCGGCGAGGGCGGAAACCGAAACUUGGACGGCGGGUUUGGCGGUGGUGGAGGCACUCGUUCCGGUGGGGGAGGACCUGGCGGUGGUGGCGGUUACUCUGGAGGGGGCUCCGGUGAUUAUUACACCGGCAGUUGUGCCGGUGGGGGAGCUUCAUUUAACAGCGGCCGUACUAAGUAUGAGCAAAGUGGAAACAACAAUGGCUCUGGUUACGUCAUCAUUACGAAAAUGUCCCAUUCAAGAAGUCGUCCUAUUAUGUUGGACGUCAGAGGGAAAUAA